Penicillium riverlandense is the source of this 1857-nucleotide messenger RNA. Its product is annotated as transcription factor TFIIIC subunit TFC1. Gene Ontology annotation, biological process: transcription initiation at RNA polymerase III promoter. The coding region runs from base 1 to 1857 and encodes 618 amino acids. The record is from RefSeq and is a predicted model, not a curated record. Gene Ontology annotation, cellular component: transcription factor TFIIIC complex. The transcript has 4 exons. NCBI's taxonomy places the organism in Eukaryota, Fungi, Ascomycota, Eurotiomycetes, Eurotiales, Aspergillaceae.
AUGGACCCGCAUCGCGAGUCACAGACGGCUCCCUUCUACGCAGUCCCGGCGCGGCGCCUCGUCAGUCUCGAGCAUCCAGCCGUGAUCCGCAACCUGGACAAAGCCAUUGAUACCCUGAAGGGAGAUACAGGGAUCAAGAAGAUCCUUAAUCCGACCAAAGCAGAUACACCAGCCAGCCUAAUCCUGCGGCCCGAGGAUGCCAUGGCACGGCCAAUCCAGUCGACAAGUUCAGCGUCGAACAACAUCUUGCUGAAAGUCACUGUUCCUAAACGGACAGGUCGUAAGCGCAAGCGGGGUUCUGAUGAGCCAUUCGCAGACGCAGGGCCGAAUGGUGCUGCCGACGAAAAUGACCUGCCCCGGCGACACAGUGCAAGAGAUUUACUUCGCUCUCUUCGCGAUAAUGUCUCGAGCUACGACGUGCAGCCAGUAGGUCGUAUUGAACGAACCCAUGUAUUUCGAGGAAUGCCGGAUUUCGUGUACUCGACAACAGCAAGCUCUUUCACGAACCGGUUCCGGGAGCAGAUUCUACCAUAUGAUUGUAAGAACACUGGUUACUCAACUGAAUCAAGAGCUAAGCCCCUUCCAGUGGACAAACUGAAGCAAUUCGACAUCGACAUGAGUAAAGGGGCCCUCCGGGACGUGGAUAUCAUCCCACCACCCUCCUUCAGCAGCGGAGAUGUUCCAUUUCCUUACAUUUACCGUCAAAACCCUACCGUCAAAAUAUCCGUCGGCCAGUCCGGCGAGCUCACGACAGUGAACACACAGCAACCCGCCAAGAUCGCCACCCAUCUGGUCUCCUACGACGCGGAAGCGGUCCCAACGAUGCCACAUGAGGGCUGUCCUCCCCUGAGUACCCUCGACAGCACCUUACGCAACACAAUCAGCGCCCUCAGAGAACUCUUCAACCAACGACCCGCCUGGACCCGGCGCGCGCUACGCAACUUCCUCACAACCGACGAGCAACGCACCACUCUCCGACAUGCAAUCCCCUACGUGGGCUAUAUCUUCCGCUCCGGGCCCUGGCGCGACGCCAUCAUCAAAUUCGGCGUCGACCCCCGCUCCUCCCCACAAUAUAGAGACUACCAAACCUUCAUGUUCCGCAUCCUGCCGCGCGACUCAGACGGCGCCCGCGACGGCGGCGGCGGUCGACGGCAUACCCUCCCACGCACAGAAGCGGGCGUCAACGCCGCGCUCUCAGGCACCCACAUCUUCACAGGCGAACCACCCCUCCCGCGCGACGGCCGCAUCUGGAUGGCCCGCGAUAUCCAGGAUCCGCAGCUCGCCGCAGUGCUCUACCCGCCCUCUCCCUCGGACACGUUCUUGCGGUCGACAUGCGAGACAAUCGGCGACGGCUGGUUUGGCAAUGGCACCAUCGCCAAAGUGAAGACUAUCAUGCGCGCGAAGAUUCAGGCGUUGAUUGAUGGUCACAAACCCGACGAUGCGGAAUUCCGCCGCGUGCUUGCAUUCCCGGACCAUGCGCGCUCCGAGGCUGACAUGGUGCAUUUCACACUCGAUUCGGACGUGCCGAGUCGCGAGAUGAUGCUUGCUACGGAGAUUCGGUCCGCGCUGAAGAGCGCGCCGGCGUGGAGGAAUAUGGCGGCGCCGACCGCCCCUUCUGUUGAGAAAGGGAAGGGGAAGGCUGUCGCAACGGGGCGGGGAACUCGGUCUAGGAAGAAGGAUGAGGAUGAAGUGGGCGAGGAGGAGACUGUACAGAGUGAGAGUGAGGGCGAGGAGGAAGAGAUUGAGCGUGCGGAAAUGCUCGAGGCGCAGGUUGCUGCUGCCGUGGCGAAUAGGGAUGCCAUGGAUGAAGAUGACGAUGGGAAGAUGGAUGAUGAUGAGGAUAGUAGUGCGGAGUGA